AUGCCUUCAGAAUAUAGCCUACCCAAAGCAUGUGCUGCCGAAAAACCAGGAGGCCGUAACAUGACGAGCCCCUCUUUCCGUGUAUCGGCUGCCUUCUUAAUUCUUCGUAUAAUCUCUCCUGCAUCUUUUUUCUCGUUGGAAGUCACGCGACCACCGUAUCAUGUGCUGUCGUUUCUUAUUGAAUGUCAGGAAGGCGAGUCUUGCUCGGAGAGAACUCUCAGAAAGUCUGCUAUAAUGCGCACUGUACCUCUCAGUGCCACUCUUUUCGCUGUGUUGCUCUGCUGCGCUGUGGCAGCACCUCAGUCUCGAGAUAAUGGAUCAGAGAAGAGUACAGUGACUAAGUCCCGCUUGCAAAAGAUCACGAGCAUGUACGCUUUCGAGGGUUUUGUUUAUGCUCUAGACAAUUGCCCAUCUUGGUUUGAACUAGUUCAAGACUUUGGUCAAAUGCGAGCUAAGGGUGCACGAAAUGUUAUUACAUUUGACUAUUGUGGUGACGGAGCGGACGCGUCUUAUUACGGAGAGGUUAUCCAGGCCGCUGGUUUUGUUGGGCUAAACAUCAUCCCGCUAGCUUGGACACUACUUAUAGGCAAUCAAACUCUGGCUGAUACAGCCAUACCAAAGAUAAAUGCUGUUACGAAAGCGGUUAUAGAGAACCCGGAACCUGUCCUCGCCGUGGCACUUGGUGAUGAGCCUUUAUUCGACAACGAUUUCGGCUCUGCGGACAAUCUAGCAAAAUUCAUCCGCCAAAUGAAGACGGACUUCGCCUCCGCUGGCUUGUCGGAUAUCCCAGUUUCAACUUCCGAACUCGCAUUUGGAUGGCAGAGCUCGGGAAACAUUACUGAGAUGGUAGACGCUGUUGACUUUUUCAUGAUCAAUAACUUCCCGUACUUCGCAUUCGACGCGACAACCGGUGGAAGCAAUAUUUCUUGGGCGGAUUUCUUGAAUGAUAUGAAUUAUUAUGCUAGUAUUGCUCAGGGGAAGCCUUUACUCGUUACACAGACCGGAUGGCCGAGCAACGAAGAUGAAUUUGCUCCUAAUAGUCCAGAUGUCGUCGCAUCCGUGCCUUCCGAGGAAGCGUAUUGGGAUCUGCUUGAUAGCCACUGCGAAGAUUUCUUCAAAGCGAAGAACAUAGGUUGGAUGUGGCGCAGUUGGGACGACACAAUCGAGGGCUGGGGAGUCAAGAAUCCUAACGGAACGAACAAAUGGAACUUUAAGGCGCGCAGGACUUGUUGA
Molecule: messenger RNA, 1233 nt
Organism: Fomitiporia mediterranea MF3/22
Lineage: Eukaryota; Fungi; Basidiomycota; Agaricomycetes; Hymenochaetales; Hymenochaetaceae
Product: glycoside hydrolase
Exons: 10
Coding region: 1-1233 (410 amino acids)
Source: RefSeq, a predicted model, not a curated record